CAUACAACCGGGGAUGUAACGGUCGCUGCCUCGCGCUAACUUUCUGCAGUAAACAAGCCCGGAGAAACCCGACGAGCCGCAGCGGGAGCUGAAUUCUGUUUUUAAUAACACAUAGGAUGACCGUGAUCACUUACCGGAGCCGGUAUUAGUUAACGGGGAGAGAUUAACGGUCACAGAGCCUCCACACACACGGAGCGGCCUGAUUAGCCUGCUAGCUGCUAACGUUAGCAUAGUACUAACUGCUGGAUCCUAAAACACCUGAACGCGAUGUCUCUGGUGGACCUGGGGAAGCGUCUGCUGGACGCGGCUCGUAAAGGUCAGGAUGAUGAGGUCAGAAACCUGAUGGCCAAUGGAGCUCCUUUCACCACCGACUGGCUGGGGACGUCCCCGCUCCACCUGGCUGCUCAGCACGGUCAUUACUCCACCGCAGACGUCCUGCUGAGAGCCGGCGUCAGCAGAGACGCCCGCACCAAGGUGGACAGAACCCCCCUGCACAUGGCUGCUGCUGAGGGUCACACGGUGAUCGUGGAGCUGCUGGUCCGGAGCGGAGCAGACAUCAACGCCAAAGACAUGCUGAAGAUGACGGCUUUGCAUUGGGCGGCGCAGCACGGUCACCAAGGUGUCGCAGACACUCUUAUAAAACACGGCGCUGACGUCCACUCCCUCAGUAAGUUCGACAAGACGCCAUUCGACAUCGCCGUCGACAUCCAGAACACGGAGCUGAUGCUGCUGCUGCAGGAGGGCAUGCAGAACCAGGUGAACAUGAACCAGGUGAGUAUGAACAUGGAGACUGGCACCACCAACCAGCCACAAUUUAUCAUCCAGGGGAUCCCUGCCAUCCAGGGGGGCGUGGUCAACCUGGCUGACCUGCUCAACAAGGCGGGCGCAGUAGACUCAGAGGAAGCGAUGGCCGCCAGCGCUCUGGAUUCCAACAUCCAGCAUACUGUCGUCAACGAGGGCGGUCAGAGGGUUAUCACCAUAGUAACAGACCAACAUGGCAACCUGCAAACAACAGGAGGGAUGGCGCCACCUUUUUUCGUCACCAUGCAGCACGGACAGCAGAUGCUGGCAGUGCCUGCCAACACGGUAACAGAGGAGGUGGUGACCGAGGAGCCGCAGGCUCCGCCCUCCAGGAAAAGGAAGCUGGAGAUGACCAACAAUCACAACGACGGUGGAGAGACGGAGUUGUUGCAGAGGCAGCUGCUGGAGGCCAACAGGAAGGCGCAGGAGUACCGGCAGCAGCUGAUGCGUAAGGAGCAGGAGGCUGAAGAGUACCGCGUCAAACUGGAGGCCAUGUCCCAGAGUCAGGCCAACACCAACAACACCGCCAACAACACCGCCGCCAACGCUGCCAGCCCAGAGGAAGUGGUAGGAGGAGAGGAGGAUGAGGAGGAAGCGGGGGCCGGCAUGGUGGAGGAAGAGGGGGAGAUGGUGGUGCUGCAGGAGGGAGGGAUCAUCAUGGAGGGGGAGGAGGGGCAGGUGACGCUGGUAGAGACGGGCGGAGAGACCACAGAGGUCAGCUCAUAACAGAGGGGGGGCGGAGUCAGAGACACAUGACAGCAGGGGAUGGUUGGACCCUUUUACAGAGAGAAGCAGAAUCCCUACAUGAAUCCAUCCCACCGCUUCAGAGGAGAGGACUAAGACUCUUCAGACCAGAACCAGAACCAGAUCCCCAAAGGGAGAACGCAGAGGGACUGACCCUGACGGGCCUAACCUGACAGAGGACUUCUUUCAUGCACCAUUUGAACCCCCAGAAACAGCUGGUGGUCCGUGUAACAGAACCAUAUGAGCAUUCCACUCUGAGAGACCUGAGAAUACCUUUAAGACCUUAACGCCCCCCCUGAAGCAGCCUCUGUUCUUCCUCUUUUAUCAGUUCAUCUCUAAACCUUCACGCCUUCAGUCCCCACGUUUAGGACAACGUUUGAAAACACCAAAAGUUCCCGACCUGGAGACUCUGCCUUUUUCUUUCUUUGAACCACGUGUUGUUCCACAAUUUCUUCAGACGUGACAUCAUCCUGUUUUAGAACCAAUCAGACGCUGAAGCAAAGGGAAUGUAGAAACGUUCUGGUCUUUAAGUGGUCAAACACGUUUAGAUCCUGUUGAUGGACUUCAUCACCCUACAUCCCCGAAUCAUCAUGUUUGUGUCUCACUAUCAGUUCAAGAGAAGAGUCAUGUGACGUCUGUGAAAACAGUCGGACACCUGGUCUCUGACACCCGUUCAUAAUCCUCAAGACCACAAUGUGUGUGUGUGUGUGUGUGUGUGUGUGUGUGUGUGUGUGUGUGUGUGUGUGUGUGUGUGUCUGUGUCUGUGUCUGUGUCUCUGUGUGUGUGUCUGUGUCUCUGUGUGUGUGUGUGUCUGUGUGUGUCUGUGUCUCUGUGUGUGUGUGUGUCUGUGUGUGUCUCUGUGUGUGUGUCUCUGUGUGUGUCUGUGUCUGUGUGUGUGUGUGUGUGUGUGUGUGUGUCUGUGUGUGUCUCUGUGUGUGUGUCUCUCUGUGUGUGUCUGUGUGUGUGUGUGUGUGUGUGUGUGUCUGUGUCUCUGUGUGUGUGUGUCUGUGUGUGUCUGUGUGUGUGUGUCUGUCUGUGUGUGUCUGUGUGUGUGUCUCUGUGUGUGUGUGUGUGUGUGUGUCUGUGUGUGUGUGUCUGUGUGUGUCUGUGUGUGUGUCUCUGUGUCUGUGUGUGUCUGUCUGUGUGUGUGUGUCUGUGUGUGUCUGUGUGUGUGUCUCUGUGUCUGUGUGUGUGUGUGUGUGUGUGUCUGUGUGUGUGUGUCUGUGUGUGUCUGUGUGUGUCUCUGUGUCUGUGUGUGUCUGUCUGUGUGUGUGUGUGUGUGUGUGUCUGUGUGUGUGUGUCUGUGUGUCACUUCCUGUUUACGUAUUUUAGUCAGUAUGUUAAACUUCUGUUUAAAACGUUCAGAAAUCUGAAAUAUACUGAAGAGUAAACUCCAAUACACACACACACUGCUCACACACCCUGACAUGCUGCUGGUUCAGACACCUGAAGGCAUCAUCAACAUGGUGCUCAGGUGUGUUUGUUGCCCCGCCUCCUUCAGGUGAUCAUUACUUAUUGAGUGCUCAGUGGGAACGUUCUUUUUAUAAGCUCAGCAAAGCCAACCUUUUUUUGAUGUAUAUAGAAAGUUGUAUUUUUGUAACUGUACCUGAAUGCUUCACCGUAACGAUGAUGACGAUGAUGAUGAAGAUGAUGAAGAUAAUGAUGGCUGCCUGCAUCUGAAAUAUAAACACUCGUUCUUUUUUCAAUAACAA
Molecule: messenger RNA, 3257 nt
Organism: Labrus mixtus (cuckoo wrasse)
Lineage: Eukaryota; Metazoa; Chordata; Actinopteri; Labriformes; Labridae
Gene: gabpb2a
Product: GA binding protein transcription factor subunit beta 2a
Exons: 8
Coding region: 268-1527 (419 amino acids)
Biological process (GO): positive regulation of transcription by RNA polymerase II
Cellular component (GO): nucleus
Molecular function (GO): transcription cis-regulatory region binding; protein binding
Source: RefSeq, a predicted model, not a curated record